This is a messenger RNA of Naegleria fowleri, 3081 nucleotides long. RefSeq lists its product as uncharacterized. Lineage: Eukaryota; Heterolobosea; Eutetramitea; Acrasida; Naegleriidae. Gene Ontology annotation, molecular function: ATP binding; protein kinase activity. Gene Ontology annotation, biological process: protein phosphorylation. Bases 1 to 3081 code for a protein of 1026 amino acids. The transcript has 2 exons. The record is from RefSeq and is a predicted model, not a curated record.
AUGACUACAACAUCGAUGAAAACAUUACCUCCAUUACCAGCAACAACAACAACAACUAGUGGUAGCAGCCCCACGACGAUCACGAAUUCAACACAUAAUCCUCGUGGUAGUGGUAGUGGUAGUGGUGGUGAUACCACUAAUGAUGAUGGCACUCAUGUCGUCGUCGUCGUACCGAAAAUCUCUCCAAGACAACCUCUUCCUCCUCUUCCAGUAAAAGCCUCUUCUCCUUCUUGUUCCACAACGAGUGGUGGUGGUGGUGGUACUAGUAGUAGUGGUAAUAUGAACAACAACAGCAUCCAUACGGAUUCAUCCUCACCAUGGACAACAACAACACCUUCUCUCGAUACUCUUCCAAUUCGUUCUCCAUGCGACACUACCAAUUCAAGUACUUUGUAUUUCAACAGCAACAACAACAGAAACAUGAACAACACGAACAACAAUCGAACGACAAUAAGAAUUGAGAAGAAUCCCUCUCCUCCACAAAAGAGUCAAAUCACUCUCGAACAGCAAUUAUUGUUGGCUUGUACCAAUUCCAUCAGCACUCCUUCAUCAACAACGAGUACUCCUACAACUGCGGAUCCAACAACAGGUUGUGAAGUUUGCUUUGCAACAAGCAACGCUUCUUCUCAACCAAAGAGACCUCAGAUUGAUGGGAACCAUGAAAACACAAACAACAACCACAACAACACACCCAACAAUGCAACGAAUGCCAAUUUGACUACGAUUGAUUCUCCGUAUGAUGAACCACUCAAGGCUUUCUUAGACAUUUAUGAGAAUCGAAUUCUCAUUGUAGAUUCAUCACAACUUGUUGCAUCACCUCCUUCAAACAAUACUCUUCCACAAAAACCGUUCAUCAAGCCAAAAACUGUGAGUGAGGAAUUGUUGAAAAAGCACACUAAGAGAUCCUUUCAUAUUGAGAGCAUACUGGGAAGAGGUUGUUUUGGAUGUGUCUAUUUAUGUCGUGAGGAAUUUGACGGAUGUCCCUCAGGGGAAAGAAUGGCUCUAAAAAUUGUGUCACCUUCUGGAAAUGUCAUGCCCAAUGUCUAUGGCGAGUAUAAAUUAAUGAAAUCACUAGAGCAUGAGAGCGUAAUGAAAGUCUAUGAUUAUUAUGAAAUGCUCACCAGUUUACAACCUGGAGCCAUGUUCACAAUGAAAUAUUAUGAAAAAGGCGAUUUGAGACAAUUUAUCGAAGAAUACGAAAAGAAAGAAAUGAAAAUUUCGAUACACUGGAUCUAUGACUUUAUUUUACAAAUGGCUUCAUGUUUAAAUUUCAUUCACAAGAGAAAAAUUAUUCAUCGAGAUUUGAAACCUGAAAACAUUUUUCUUGAAGAAUGUUCAGAGCACACGUGUAAGAUAGUACUGGGCGAUUUUGGCCUGGCAAAAAACAUUCCCAAGUCUCAUGGAUUGUUUUCUCAAGUGGGUACCAUGAAAUAUUGGUCUCCAGAGGUUGUAAAUAAUGAUGAGUACGGAUCAGAGACAGAUAUUUGGUCACUCGGAUGUGUAAUGUACGAACUCAUGACACUUAAGAGCAAACAAGUGGAACGUAUUGUAACUCUCAGACAAGAGGGUGCUCUAGUGAAUGACAUGGUCAACCGUUAUCCUCAAGAAAUUCCAAUGAUCGAGCUAAUUGUAAAAAUGCUUAACAAACAUCACAAAGAUAGGCCUUCUGCUGAGGAAAUUUUGAAUCAGCCUUAUAUGAUUCGAUUCUCUCAAAUGAAACAAGUGUGUGAACAUAUUGUCACCAAAUUGAAAGAAAGGCUAGAGCAAUACAAAUCAGUUCAGAAUAUGGAUAAUUUCAAACAAGUGUCGGAUAUUUUGCAUAGGAUUCAAAAAUUUAGGGCCACAAGUUACGACUCUGACGAAUUAAGAAUUCUUCUCCAUAAUGCAUAUACAUUAUUAGGGGAGAAGUUGCCAGAUAACAUUGAUUUGAAACCAAAAAAACCUAAACACAAAGAGUUCACAAAAGAAGAAAAGAUUAACACACCAAAGAAAAAAACUCCAAUCACACCACGUGAUGGAAACAUGUAUUCUUCAUUACCUUCUGCCAUUCAACCCUCAAACAUCUCUAAUCAAUUCAGGGUUACUGUAGGAGGAGAGGAUGGCAGUGAAUUCGAUCAUAUCAAGUCACAACAACAUGGCGAUCAUGGUGGCCAGUCAUCACCUCCUGAACUUUAUGACAUUUCCUCUCGGCCAAUUCUCUUGGCCAAUUCUGCAGAAUUAGAAAAUAAUCAUCUCAAACCCAAUGUAAAUAAGAAUCAUGUAAAUAAUUCAGAUGAAGUAGAAACUCCACAUAGAAAGAGAUCCAUUUCGCGACCCACCAUCAUUAGUCAACUUAAAGGACUGGUCGGCUAUGGAGAAAAUUCUUCUUCAACCAAUAACGGAGCCGUCUCAAAUACAAGCACUCCAACCUCAACUCCAAAAGGAGCUCCUAAACUACCUCGUGAUAAGCGUGACAUUGUCAUUAAGGCUCCCAAUCCCGCAAAAUUCCAUCAUGAAGUUCACAUUGGAGUUGACGACAAGCAAUUUCGAAUUAGUGGCAACUAUCCAAAAGACUUUGAUCAUGUUCUUUCGGAUAUGAAACGAGAAAUGGAAGAAGAGUCAAUGGAACAGCAUCCUCAACAACCGCAACAAGAAGAAGAGAUACCUCCUAGAUUGCACCGUCGAUCCACCAGUCUUUUUGAAAAACCAUCAACAUUGAAUGAAAUGGAUGCGACACCUGGAAGCCCAACCAAAGGAAGGAGUGCCACCGUUUCAACUGCUACACCAACCACCAGCAUUUCUGUAACAAUGACAACCACCAGUCCAAGAAUGUCUCCUCUCUUGUUGCAAUCUUCCAACGAGACUCCCUCUACUCCAUCCAAUUCAGAAAUUUUGAAAUUCUCUCCUCGAAUCGAUCAAAAAGUAUUGGCAAAGCUUAACACGAUCACUCCCACGAGUAAUUUCAACAACAAUAAGGAUCCUACUUCUCCUCCUCUUGGUGGAGCGUUUAAACUCAUCUCCAAUAUAAGGCAACAAGACAUUAUAGAGAGCUAUAUUGAGGAAGCUUGUAAUUCUCCAACUGUUUCAAGAAGAAAACGUUAG